Messenger RNA from Eufriesea mexicana, 766 nucleotides. RefSeq names its product breast cancer metastasis-suppressor 1-like protein (gene Brms1). The transcript has 2 exons. The record is from RefSeq and is a predicted model, not a curated record. NCBI's taxonomy places the organism in Eukaryota, Metazoa, Arthropoda, Insecta, Hymenoptera, Apidae. The coding region runs from base 22 to 714 and encodes 230 amino acids.
GUGAGCUUAACAUCUAGACAGAUGCCAAGUGUUAAAGAUGAAUCUGAGGCAGAAGGAGAAGAAAUGUCUCAUGACAGCAACGAAAGUAAUCAAAGCUCUGCAUCCUGUGACAGUAGUGCAGAACAUAGUGAUAGUGAUGAUUCUUCAGAAAUGGAUGAAGAUGAAUGUGAAAGACGACGUAAUGAGUGCAUGGAAAACUUAGUAGAUUUAGAAAGACAAUUUACGCUUCUCAAAGAACAGCUUUAUCGUGAAAGAAUUACCCAAGUAGAUACAAAAUUAGGAGAGGUUCGAGUCGGAAAAUCGGAAGAAUAUUUAGUACCAUUAGAACGAUUAAAAGAAAAUAUGAAAACAAAAACAGAGGUAGCUGGAAUAUUAAAACAAUAUAGACUACAAAAUAUUCAAAAUAAAUUCUUAGCUGAAGAACAAGCAGCUUUGCAAAAUUUUGAAAGUGAAAAAGAACUAAUCUGGGACUGCAUUCACAAUGAUUUACAAGAAAAAAUACGUAGACUAGAAGAGGAUAGAAAUAAUGUUGAUAUUCAUGCAGAUUUAUGGUUAAAUUCUAAUGGCAGAAGACGUAGAAAUCACACUGAAAGAAGAAGAGCCGUUUCUGUUGCUGGACCUUAUAUUGUUUAUAUGCUUAAUGAUGCAGACAUUCUUGAAGAUUGGGCAUUAAUAAAGAAAAGUCUAAGCAGUCGAAAAACUGAAAUAAUAUAAUGCUAUAUAUAGAUAUAGAUACAUUUUUAAAACUAUUACAAUCUUAAUGAUG